Hypanus sabinus (Atlantic stingray) is the source of this 8673-nucleotide messenger RNA. Its product is annotated as mucin-2-like. NCBI's taxonomy places the organism in Eukaryota, Metazoa, Chordata, Chondrichthyes, Myliobatiformes, Dasyatidae. Bases 4204 to 8670 code for a protein of 1488 amino acids. The transcript has 2 exons. The record is from RefSeq and is a predicted model, not a curated record.
GCUGAACGUCCAAGAAUAUUCGGUGUAUUGGAAAGACAGACGGUUUCUUUGUCCUGGUGGUGUGGACUUUCAUUGAUUUUCUUACUAUGAAUGCCCACAGGAAAAUGAAUCCCAGAGCUGUACAUGACGACAUUUAUGUACUUUGAUAUUAUAUUUACUUUGCACUUUGAUUCUCCGUGGAAAUCCCAGUGACACAAACGGACCAAUACUGUUCCUCCUCUGUUUGUGUUGUGUGAAAGAGUUCCCCAGAAGGCUGGAACCUGCACUCCAAUAACUCAACCAACAGUGAAACGAAGAAUUUCAGACUGAUGUUUCUGUCAGCAAUGUCCUGACUUCACCUACCCCACGCACAAACUGCUCAAGGUGUAGUCAGCCAUGUUGCAGACCUGUCCCUUGCACUGUAUUUGACAGAGAAUUCCCCAAACCAACAGGUCUGCUGAAGAUAUCACAGAAUUUUAACUUCAAUUGAGAAAUGGAUCAGUUCACCUUUCCAUGUACAUUAAUUUGUAAAUUGAUUUCAGAACAUUAAUCUACUAUAAUUAGUAUUGUUAAAUGCAAAAUUCUCUCCACACUGUCCGAUCACCCGCUUCUAGGGCAGGGACCAAAAGGGUUGGAUACACAGCAAAUCUCUGUCUACAUACUCCCAUCACACAAUCCCAGGGUGAGACACAGAGUGAAGCUCCCUCUGACCCAUCCCAUCACACACUCCUGGGUUCAGACACAGAGUGAAGCUCCCUCUGACCCAUCCCAUCACACACUCCUGGGUUCAGACACAGAGUGAAGCUCCCUCUAACCCAUCCCAUCACACACUCCUGGGUUCAGACACAGAGUGAAGCUCCCUCUGACCCAUCCCAUCACACACUCCUGGGUUCAGACACAGAGUGAAGCUCCCUCUAACCCAUCCCAUCACACACUCCUGGGUUCAGACACAGAGUGAAGCUCCCUCUGACCCAUCCCAUCACACACUCCUGGGUUCAGACACAGAGUGAAGCUCCCUCUGACCCAUCCCAUCACACACUCCUGGGUUCAGACACAGAGUGAAGCUCCCUCUGACCCAUCCCAUCACACACUCCUGGGUUCAGACACAGAGUGAAGCUCCCUCUGACCCAUCCCAUCACACACUCCUGGGUUCAGACACAGAGUGAAGCUCCCUCUGACCCAUCCCAUCACACACUCCUGGGUUCAAACACAGAGUGAAGCUCCCUCUGACCCAUCCCAUCACACACUCCUGGGUUCAGACACAGAGUGAAGCUCCCUCUGACCCAUCCCAUCACACACUCACGGGUCCAGACACAGAGUGAAGCUCCCUCUGACCCAUCCCAUCACACGCUCCUGGGUUCAAACACAGAGUGAAGCUCCCUCUGACCCAUCCCAUCACACACUCCUGGGUUCAAACACAGAGUGAAGCUCCCUCUGACCCAUCCCAUCACACACUCACGGGUCCAGACACAGAGUGAAGCUCCCUCUGACCUAUCCCAUCACACACUCCUGGGUUCAAACACAGAGUGAAGCUCCCUCUGACCCAUCCCAUCACCCAUGCCUUGGUUCAGACCCAGAGUGAAGUUCCCUCUGACCCAUCCCAUCAAGCACUCCUGGGUUCAGACACAGAGUGAAGCUCCCUCUGACCCAUCCCAUCACACACUCCUGGGUUCAGACCCAGAGUGAAGCUCCCUCUGACCCAUCCCAUCACCCACGCCUUGGUUCAGACCCAGAGUGAAGUUCCCUCUGACCCAUCCCAUCAAGCACUCCUGGGUUCAGACACAGAGUGAAGCUCCCUCUGACCCAUCCCAUCACACACUCCUGGGUUCAGACACAGAGUGAAGCUCCCUCUGACCCAUCCCAUCACACACUCCUGAGUUCAAACACAGAGUGAAGUUCCCUCUGACCCAUCCCAUCAAGCACUCCUGGGUUCAGACACAGAGUGAAGCUCCCUCUGACCCAUCCCAUCACACACUCCUGGGUUCAGACACACUGAAUCUUCCUCUACUCUGUCCCAUCACAGACUUUCAGGAGAUAGUCAGCAUGCAUAACUAACAGAAUAGAAGUCAUUCUACACACUGGUCCCCAACCUUUUUUAUGCCAUGGACCAAAACCAAUAGGCACCAGGUUGGGAAUGCCAGCUCUGCACACUCCUAUCACGCGAUUUGCAUGUGGGCUCCAGUCAGAGAAUGCUCCUCCUACACUGUCGAAACUCAUACUGCCAAGGCAGAAGCAGCCCCUAGUGUAUGGGUGAGUGGUUGAUUCCCUGGGUUGGGGGGUGGGAGCUAUUGAAAUGGAUGAGUUGCUGGGCAACGUGGUUCAUUGAGCCAAAUGAGCCGGUUCUAUGCUAUAUAUCUACAUAAAUAAAUUGUUAGCUCCUGAUGAGAGGUCUGUGCAGAGAAAGUCAACACUCUGCUCUGGUCCACUGUCAAAAGCUUUUAAAAACUCCCUUCGGUUUGUCUCAGAGGCACCACCUUGCUGCUGGACCUUUGAACGAGCUAUUUUGAGCGCUGACCUCACCGUUCAUCAGCCACCAUUCUACCCUUUGGCCUAUUCGCCCAUCUUCUCAGCCAAGCCCAGUCGCACGACAAUUUACCUACUUACCAGUACGUCUUUGGACUGUGGGAGGAAACCGGGGCACCCGGAGGAAACCCACAGGGUCACGGGGUGAACAUACACACUCCUUACAGAUCACAUCAGAAUUGAACCUUGAACUCCAACGCCAAGAAUCACACUGAACCCCGCACUACCGCAGCUCGACUCGACUUUGCCAGAUCCCGAGAGGGACUGGCCCAGAUGGUGUUGAGGAUUUGCUUCAUACAACAAUGGGACAGAUAUAUCUCACAUUGGCUGAACAAUUUGAGCAGACGAACAGUCUUCUUGACAACUUUGUGUUCAAAACAAGUAGAAAGGAAAUCACUUGUGUGCAGGACACAGUCUACCUGCAGUAAUGACCUGAAACAGAUUCCAGCACCUACUCUGACAGCGUGUUCCAGAUAUCAUCAGUCUCUUUACAUCACCAACCUCUCACCUUAAAGCCAUGCUCACCUGGCCUGACAUACAUCAGGUCACUCCCUCAGCCUCGUUUUCACCAAGUGAGUCAAGCCCAGUCUAAUUGAUGUCAACCCUGAACUGAAGCCUUCUAAACCAAACAGCUCGGGAGAGACCCUCUGAGCCUCCUCCAGCCCAUCCCAUGAAGGGAAAUGUGUUCCACGCCGUCUUCACCACCCAAGAAUCACACAAAUCAAUAGCAGUGAAACAGGCCACUCAGUCCGUCUAGUCCAUGUGGAACUAGUAUUCCGCCUAAUCCCAUCGAGCUGCACCUAGAUCACAGCCAAACACACCAUAAAUCAACCUGCAUCCACCAUGUCUGGCUGGUAGCUUGUAGAGGGUAAGCCUCACUGAGAUCUUACCCAAUUUCAAUAUAACACCCCAACUUUUUCAAACUUAUUCACAUCUUUCCUGGCAGCCUCUGCUGCUACUUUCAAGGAGCUUAUGGUCUGGGCCCCGUUCCAGUCACUGGGUAAGUCCUAUCCUUAUUUGACUUCCUGGGAAAAAAAUCUCCUGCCCUUACUGGGACUGAACUCCAUUUGCCAACUUUCCAUCUAAUCCACAUCCUGCCUUGGACAAUCUUCCUUCCUGUCCACUACACUGAGUGUGUGUCCCCUGCAAACUUAAUUAAGAGUGAUUAGCGUUGUCACAUGUACAAUACACCGAAACACAGUCAGAUGUGACGUUUGUGUCAAUGACCAACACUGUCCGAGGAGCAGCCUAAAAGUAUUCCCACGAUUUAGCACCUACACCUCAUGCUUGCAAUUUACCGUCCCUAAUCUGUGUGUAUCUGGACUGUGGGAGGAAACUGAUGCGGUCACGGGGAGAAUAUACAAACUCCUUAGAGACAGCAGCCGGAAUUGAAUGCCAGCCGCUGGUGCUGUGAAGUUUUGGGCGAGCCGCAAUCCUGCCGCGGCCAUUUGUUUAUUUAUUUGGUUACAGAUACAUCAUGGAACUGACCUUUCAGGCCCAAUUAGCAAACCACAGGUUUAACGCCAGCCCAGUCACAAGACCAUUUACUAUGAUCAACUAACCAACUAACCAGCACUUGGACGUGUAACCUGUAGAGUUGUGGACCAAGAUAGAAUCGGAUUAGGCAGGGUCAUCACUUUGCCCUGAAUGAGGACUCUUUUCCACAUCACGAUGAUUGUACACCAUUGAGUAAGUAGAGUGAUGGUCCCUCAAUACCGAGUCACCACACACCACCGGAGCAGGUUCAAUAUGGGGCAGAUAGAAAAUACCCCCCCAGGCAGGGACAGCGUGGUCAGACAAAACUCCCUCUGCACCAUCCAUCACACACUCCCGGGGUCAGACACAACUCCCUCUACACCACCCAUCACACACUCCCGGGGUCAGACACAACUCCCUCUGUACCAUCCGUCACACACUCCCAGGGUCAGACACAACUCCCUCGACACCACCCAUCACACACUCCCAGGGUCAGACACAACUCCCUCUACACCAUCCCGUCACACACUCCCGGGGUCAGAUACAACUCCCUCUGCACCAUCAGUCACACACUCCCGGGGUCAGAUACAACUCCCUCUGCACCAUCCAUCACACACUCACAGGGGUCAGACACAACUCCCUCUGCACCAUCCUGUCACAUACUCCCAGGGUCAGACACAACUCCCUCUGUACCAUCCGUCACACACUCCCAGGGUCAGACACAACUCCCUCUACACCAUCCCGUCACACACUCCCGGGGUCAGACACAACUCCCUCUACACCAUCCCGUCACACACUCCCAGGGUCAGACACAACUCCCUCUGCACCAUCCCGUCACACACUCCCGGGGUCAGACACAACUCCCUCUGCACCAUCCGUCACACACUCCCAGGGUCAGACACAACUCCCUCUACACCAUCCCGUCACACACUCCCGGGGUCAGACACAACUCCCUCUGCACCAUCCGUCACACACUCCCGGUGUCAGACACAGCUCCCUCUACCCCAUCCGUCACACUCUCCCAGGGUCAGACACAACUCCCUGUACCCCACCCGUCACACACUCCCAGGGUCAGACACAACUCCCUCUGCACCAUCCGUCACACACUCCCAGGGUCAGACACAACUCCCUCUACACAAUCCAUCACACACUCCCAGGGUCAGACACAACUCCCUCUGCACCAUCCUGUCACACACUCCUGGGGUCAGACACAACUCCCUCUACAACAUCCAUCACACACUCCCGGGGUCAGACACAACUCCCUCUACACCACCCAUCACACACUCCCGGGGUCAGACACAACUCCCUCUGUACCAUCCGUCACACACUCCCAGGGUCAGACACAACUCCCUCGACACCACCCAUCACACACUCCCAGGGUCAGACACAACUCCCUCUACACCAUCCCGUCACACACUCCCGGGGUCAGAUACAACUCCCUCUGCACCAUCAGUCACACACUCCCGGGGUCAGAUACAACUCCCUCUGCACCAUCCGUCACACACUCCCGGGGUCAGACACAACUCCCUCUGCACCAUCCGUCACACACUCCCGGUGUCAGACACAGCUCCCUCUACCCCAUCCGUCACACUCUCCCAGGGUCAGACACAACUCCCUGUACCCCACCCGUCACACACUCCCAGGGUCAGACACAACUCCCUCUGCACCAUCCGUCACACACUCCCAGGGUCAGACACAACUCCCUCUACACAAUCCAUCACACACUCCCAGGGUCAGACACAACUCCCUCUGCACCAUCCUGUCACACACUCCUGGGGUCAGACACAACUCCCUCUACAACAUCCAUCACACACUCCCGGGGUCAGACACAACUCCCUCUACACCACCCAUCACACACUCCCGGGGUCAGACACAACUCCCUCUGUACCAUCCGUCACACACUCCCAGGGUCAGACACAACUCCCUCGACACCACCCAUCACACACUCCCAGGGUCAGACACAACUCCCUCUACACCAUCCCGUCACACACUCCCGGGGUCAGAUACAACUCCCUCUGCACCAUCAGUCACACACUCCCGGGGUCAGAUACAACUCCCUCUGCACCAUCCAUCACACACUCACAGGGGUCAGACACAACUCCCUCUGCACCAUCCUGUCACAUACUCCCAGGGUCAGACACAACUCCCUCUGUACCAUCCGUCACACACUCCCAGGGUCAGACACAACUCCCUCUACACCAUCCCGUCACACACUCCCGGGGUCAGACACAACUCCCUCUACACCAUCCCGUCACACACUCCCAGGGUCAGACACAACUCCCUCUACACCAUCCCGUCACACACUCCCGGGGUCAGACACAACUCCCUCUGCACCAUCCGUCACACACUCCCAGGGUCAGACACAACUCCCUCUACACCAUCCCGUCACACACUCCCGGGGUCAGACACAACUCCCUCUGCACCAUCCGUCACACACUCCCGGUGUCAGACACAGCUCCCUCUACCCCAUCCGUCACACUCUCCCAGGGUCAGACACAACUCCCUGUACCCCACCCGUCACACACUCCCAGGGUCAGACACAACUCCCUCUGCACCAUCCGUCACACACUCCCAGGGUCAGACACAACUCCCUCUACACAAUCCAUCACACACUCCCAGGGUCAGACACAACUCCCUCUGCACCAUCCUGUCACACACUCCUGGGGUCAGACACAACUCCCUCUACAACAUCCAUCACACACUCCCGGGGUCAGACACAACUCCCUCUGCACCAUCCAUCACACACUCCCGGGGUCAGACACAACUCCCUCUACACCAUCCGUCACACAGUCCCGGGGUCAGACACAACUCCCUCUGUACCAUCCCGUCACACACUCCCAGGGUCAGAUACAACUCCCUCUACACCAUCCGUCACACACUCCCGGGGUCAGACACAACUCCCUCUACACCAUCCGUCACACAGUCCCGGGGUCAGACACAACUCCCUCUACACCAUCCGUCACACAGUCCCGGGGUCAGACACAACUCCCUCUGCACCAUCCGUCACACAGCCCUGGGGUCAGACACAACUCCCUCUGCACCAUCCCGUCACACACUCCCGGGGUCAGACACAACUCCCUCUGCACCAUCCCGUCACAUACUCCCGGGGUCAGAACAACUCCCUCUGCACCAUCCGUCACACACUCCCGGGGUCAGACACUACUCCCUCUGCACCAUCCGUCACACACUCCCGGGGUCAGACACAACUCCCUCUACACCAUCCCGUCACACUCUCCCAGGGUCAGACACAACUCCCUCUGCACCAUCCGUCACACAGCCCUGGGGUCAGACACAACUCCCUCUGCACCAUCCCGUCACACACUCCCGGGGUCAGACACAACUCCCUCUGCACCAUCCCGUCACAUACUCCCGGGGUCAGAACAACUCCCUCUGCACCAUCCGUCACACACUCCCGGGGUCAGAACAACUCCCUCUGCACCAUCCGUCACACACUCCCGGGGUCAGACACAACUCCCUCUGCACCAUCCGUCACACACUCCCGGGGUCAGACACAACUCCCUCUACACCAUCCAUCACACACUCCCGGGGUCAGACACAACUCCCUCUACACUAUCCGUCAUACACUCCCAGGAUCAGACACAACUCCCUCUGCACCAUCCGUCACACACUCCCGGGGUCAGACACAACUCCCUCUACACUAUCCGUCACACACUCCCAGGGUCAGACACAACUCCCUCUACACCAUCCCGUCACACACUCCCGGGGUCAGACACAACUCCCUCUACACCAUCCCGUCACACACUCCCGGGGUCAGAUACAACUCCCUCUGCACCAUCCAUCACACACUCCCGGGGUCAGACACAACUCCCUCUACACCAUCCGUCACACACUCCCGGGGUCAGACACAACUCCCUCUGCACCAUCCCGUCACACACUCCCGGGGUCAGACACAACUCCCUCUGCACCAUCCCGUCACACACUCCCGGGGUCAGACACAACUCCCUCUGCACCAUCCGUCACACACUCCCAGGGUCAGACACAACUCCCUCUACACCAUCCCGUCACACACUCCCGGGGUCAGACACAACUCCCUCUGCACCAUCCGUCACACACUCCCGGUGUCAGACACAGCUCCCUCUACCCCAUCCGUCACACUCUCCCAGGGUCAGACACAACUCCCUCUACACUAUCCGUCACACACUCCCGGUGUCAGACACAGCUCCCUCUACCCCAUCCGUCACACUCUCCCAGGGUCAGACACAACUCCCUCUACCCCAUCCGUCACACACUCCCGGUGUCAGACACAACUCCCUCUACACCAUCCGUCACACACUCCCGGGGUCAGAUGCAACUCCCUCUGCACCAUCCGUCACACACUCCCGGGGUCAGACACAACUCCCUCUGCACCAUCCCGUCACACACUCCCAGGGUCAGACACAACUCCCUCUACACCAUCCGUCACACACUCCCAGGGUCAGACACAACUUCCUCUACACCAUCCGUCACACACUCCCGGGGUCAGACACAACUCCCUCUACACCAUCCCGUCACACACUCCCGGGGUCAGAUGCAACUCCCUCUGCACCAUCCGUCACACAGCCCCGGGGUCAGACACAACUCCCUCUGCACCAUCCCGUCACACACUCCCGGGGUCAGACACAACUCCCUCUGUACCAUCCCGUCACACACUCCCAGGGUCAGUCACAGAUUGAUACUUCCUCCACACUGUAACAU